Messenger RNA from Dentiscutata erythropus, 287 nucleotides. Lineage: Eukaryota; Fungi; Glomeromycota; Glomeromycetes; Diversisporales; Gigasporaceae. The record is from the annotation of a GenBank genome assembly.
UUGUUAUGUCAGUCUUACCUACACCAUCAUCACCAUCAUAUAAGUCUGAGGAUAAUGAAAUAGUAUUCUUGUACAGAACUGAGGCUAUACAGCCAACAUCCACUUUAGAGUCAGAACCUGGUACUACAAAUAAUGGAUUGUUUAAUGAGGUGUUUGUCAAAUGUAAAAUUUGUAAUAAAUUGCUAAAAUAUGCGGAUGAUGCUUCAACCUCAAAUCUUAGGAAACACCUUAAGCUUCGUACUCAUAUAAAUAAAGUGUUGGAAUUGGAUAAUAAUAAUAAGAAGUGA